AUGAUUUUGAGUACCGAUCUUUCUCUCUUCCUUCUUUCUUUCUGUCUUUGUUUAUCUCUUCUUUCUUUCUUUCUUUUUUCUUUUUCUUUCUUUCUUUCCCUCUUUUUUCUUUCUUUUUCUUUUUCUUUCUUUCUUUUCCUCUUUUUUCUUUCUUUCUUUUUUCUUUUUCUUUCUUUCUUUCCCUCUUCUUUCUUACUUUCUUUUUUCUUUUUCUUUCUUUCUUUUUUCUUUUUCUUUCCUUCAUUCCCUCUUCUUUCUUUCUUUCUUUUUUUUUCUUUCUUUCUUUCCCUCUUCUUUCUUUCUUUCUUUUCUUCUUUUUCUUUCUUUCCCUCUUCUUUCUUUCUUUCUUUUUUCUUUUCUUUCUUUCCCUCUUCUUUCUUUCUUUUUUUUUCUUUCUUUCCCUCUUCUUUCUUUCUUGCUUUCAUUCUUUUUCUUUCUUUCUUUCCCUCUUCUUUCUUUCUUGCUUUCAUUCUUUCUCUGGUGGCGCUUACGUUCUUUCUUAAUUUCUGUUCACGUUAUUUCUUUCUUUCUUUCCUUCCUUCUUUCUUUCUUUUUAGUCACGAUCUAGUCUGUUCCUAUCUAUCAAUCUUUUUAUACCGCUUCCUCUUUCUCACUACUCCUAUCAUUUCUUUGUCUCUCUCUCUCUCUCUCUCUCUCUGUAUCUACUUCUCUAUCUACUCCUUCCUGUUAAUCUAUCUCUUCCUAUAG
Molecule: messenger RNA, 708 nt
Organism: Acanthosepion pharaonis
Lineage: Eukaryota; Metazoa; Mollusca; Cephalopoda; Sepiida; Sepiidae
Source: the annotation of a GenBank genome assembly